This is a messenger RNA of Neodiprion fabricii, 1994 nucleotides long. RefSeq names its product kynurenine/alpha-aminoadipate aminotransferase, mitochondrial-like. Gene Ontology annotation, molecular function: pyridoxal phosphate binding; transaminase activity. The record is from RefSeq and is a predicted model, not a curated record. Gene Ontology annotation, biological process: biosynthetic process. NCBI's taxonomy places the organism in Eukaryota, Metazoa, Arthropoda, Insecta, Hymenoptera, Diprionidae. Bases 449 to 1750 code for a protein of 433 amino acids. The transcript is spliced from 8 exons.
UGAUAACAUUCAUUCGGAUGUACCGUCAAUCAGUCAUCGAUUUGUGAAUCUUCCAAACUCAAAGCUUGCCAUUUGCAGUAACCACCAUACUUUUAUUUAAACUCAUUCGAUUUCCUCCGACUUUUUCGUAAGUGUGCAGUCAGCGUGUCUGGCGAGAAUUGCGAUGCUUCACAGUCUGUGUACCUACGAAUGUAUUCUACUCGCUUUCGUACAUCCGAGACAAGUCAUGCGUGUAGCUUGAGAAUGAGAACUUCUUCCGUUAUCAGCACCGACCUAUGGCACGUUAUCUCUGAAUUCAUACGUUAGCCGAGAGUCGUCGUCGGAUUUAUAGUAUCACCACGUGGUGGGUUCACCGUCAAAAUCUCGCUCUGCUUCUGCUUAUAAUUGUUGAUCUAUACUAGUUACCCCGCGGUGAUCGACGUGAGUUGAAUUGAAGUUUCAACGUCAUAUGUUUCGAACAAGUUUCAGGCAAUAUUCCACUCGUGUAAUGGAUUACUCAAAGUUUAUCAGUAAAAGGUCUGCGAGAAGGAAGUCCAAUCUAAUUCGUCAGAUGAGCGGAAUCUACAUGGCGAAUCCAGAUCUCAUACCCUUCGCUGGCGGACUGCCGAACACCGAGACGUUUCCGUUUCAGGAGAUAGACGUGACGUACAAAGACGGAACGCGGCACAAGCUGACGGGAAAGGAUCUCGACGUGGCUCUGCAGUACGGUCAUACAGAGGGGUAUCCUCCGCUGAUGAAGCUUUGGGGAGAUCUUCAAAACAGAUGGCACUCACCCCCCCGGGAUGAUUGGGAAGUGCUCGUGACGACGGGGUCUCAGGAAGCCUGCAGUAGGAUCCUUGAGCAUUUCCUCGACGAGGGCGACGCCGUGAUGGUUCAGGUCCCGGCCUACACCGGGACUCUGGGGGCGCUCGACCCCUUGGCGCCGGAGUUCAUCGGAAUCGAGCAGGACACCGAGGGCAUCGUGCCGGACAAGAUCCGUCAAGUCUGCGAGGCGAGGAUGAGGGAUGGCCUUCCAAAGCCAAAGCUACUCAGCGUCAAUCCGACGGGUUCUAAUCCGACCGGAGCUGUUCUCUCCGAGGAACGUAGGCGCGAGGUUUACGCUCUCGCCCAGAAGUACGAUUUCCUGAUACUCGAGGAUGAUGCCUACUAUUUCGUCAACUUCCUCGAGCACCGGCCCACCAGCUUCUUCUCCAUGGAUACCGACGGUCGGGUAAUGAGGGUGGACUCCUUCAGCAAAAUCUUGAGCGCCGGAAUUCGCAUCGGAAUUUUGACCGCUCACAAGGAUGUCAUCAGGCAAAUAACCAUGCACAUUAGCAGCGGGACGCUUCACACUUCCUCUUUGUCUCAGAUGCUGGUCUACAAGCUGCUGAACACGUGGGGUCCGGAAAGGUUCGAGCAGCACCUGGGAGAAGUUCAAAGCUUUUACAGAAAAAAGAGGGACAUGAUGGUGUCUCUCGUUGAAAAGCAUCUUACUGGGCUGGCCGAGUGGUCAGUUCCCCAGGGAGGCAUGUUCAUAUGGAUCAAAGUCAAGUCGAUCGACAACGUCUUCGAUCUGGUAAUGGAGCAAUUCGUCGCAAAUGGUGUUCUCGUUCUUCCCGGUCACGCUUUCAACGAAGACAUCAAAGAUCCCGACCAGCAUGUGAGGCUCAGCUACAGCUACGCUUCUCCGGAAAAAGUUGACAAGGGCCUCUCGAUCAUGGCGAGACUAAUCAAGGAGCACAUCAGGAAAAAUAAUGUUCAAGGGCAAUGAUGAUGGCAAUAUUAUAACGAGUCGUUUAUGCGAGUACGUCAUUUUAUUGCUAUCCUCAAUUACAGUUUGUCUGUUUGGUUUCACGAUACUCUUAUGUUAUCGCACUGCGAUAUUGGAUCCCAUUGUUUUUAGCGUCGAAUUUAUUUCCGACGUGACGGAAAUCACUUGCCUUGUACGCGUAUCUUAAACUGAACAGACCAACAGUACGUUAAUACAAUUGAAUAAAUACCCGUCAAGCACUGUU